This is a messenger RNA of Choloepus didactylus (southern two-toed sloth), 1464 nucleotides long. It is a transcript of the gene ACTL6B, whose product is annotated as actin like 6B. The transcript has 13 exons. The coding region runs from base 110 to 1309 and encodes 399 amino acids. Gene Ontology annotation, cellular component: SWI/SNF complex; NuA4 histone acetyltransferase complex. Gene Ontology annotation, molecular function: chromatin binding. Gene Ontology annotation, biological process: regulation of transcription by RNA polymerase II; nervous system development. NCBI's taxonomy places the organism in Eukaryota, Metazoa, Chordata, Mammalia, Pilosa, Megalonychidae. The record is from RefSeq and is a predicted model, not a curated record.
GAUUGGCCGCCGCGCGCCCCGCCCCGCCCGGGAUCCCGGGAGCUGUCCGGCCGCCUCGGUGCUGAUCCCGCCGCCGCCCACGGGCCGCCAGCCGCGCGGAGAGGGCACUAUGAGCGGGGGCGUCUACGGCGGAGAUGAGGUGGGGGCGCUGGUCUUUGACAUUGGCUCCUUCUCAGUCCGCGCUGGGUACGCUGGGGAGGACUGCCCCAAGGCUGACUUCCCCACCACGGUGGGGCUGCUGGCCGCGGAGGAGGGGGGCGGGCUGGAGCUGGAGGGGGAGAAAGAGAAGAAAGGGAAGAUCUUCCACAUCGACACCAACGCCCUGCACGUGCCCCGGGAUGGAGCGGAGGUCAUGUCACCCCUCAAGAACGGCAUGAUUGAGGACUGGGAGUGCUUCCGCGCCAUCCUGGACCACACCUACAGCAAACACGUCAAGUCCGAGCCAAACCUGCACCCGGUGCUCAUGUCCGAGGCCCCGUGGAACACACGGGCCAAGCGGGAGAAGCUGACAGAGCUGAUGUUCGAGCACUACAACAUUCCUGCCUUCUUCCUAUGCAAGACGGCUGUGCUCACCGCCUUCGCAAACGGACGCUCUACGGGCCUCGUGCUGGACAGUGGGGCCACCCACACCACGGCCAUCCCAGUGCAUGAUGGCUACGUCCUGCAGCAAGGCAUCGUCAAGUCCCCCCUGGCAGGGGACUUCAUCUCCAUGCAGUGCCGGGAGCUUUUUCAGGAAAUGGCAAUUGACAUCAUACCGCCUUACAUGAUCGCAGCCAAGGAGCCUGUACGGGAGGGUGCCCCCCCAAACUGGAAGAAGAAGGAGAAGCUACCCCAGGUUUCCAAAUCCUGGCAUAACUACAUGUGCAAUGAGGUGAUCCAGGAUUUCCAGGCCUCCGUGCUGCAGGUCUCCGACUCUCCCUACGAUGAGCAGGUGGCGGCACAGAUGCCCACAGUGCAUUACGAGAUGCCCAAUGGUUACAACACGGACUAUGGCGCUGAGCGGCUCCGCAUCCCCGAGGGCCUGUUUGACCCCUCCAAUGUCAAGGGCCUGUACGGCAGCGUCAUUGUCACCGGUGGGAACACACUGCUUCAGGGCUUCACUGACAGGCUCAACCGGGAGCUUUCCCAGAAGACCCCGCCGAGCAUGCGGCUGAAGCUCAUUGCCAGCAACAGCACCAUGGAACGCAAGUUCAGCCCCUGGAUCGGGGGCUCCAUCUUGGCCUCGCUGGGCACUUUCCAGCAGAUGUGGAUCUCCAAGCAGGAAUAUGAGGAGGGCGGGAAGCAGUGCGUGGAGCGGAAGUGCCCCUAAGGGCCCCCCCACAGGCCCGUCCGCAGUGGGGGGUGGGUGGGAGGGAUAAGGUCCCCCACCCCCGGCCUCCAGGAGCUCAAAUCGAAGCUCCCUAACCCCUCAUGCUCAUGUCCACAUGCCAUCCCUCUUCUCUUCCUCUCUCUUCCUCUUCGAUU